This is a messenger RNA of Brachypodium distachyon (stiff brome), 1261 nucleotides long. Its product is annotated as hydroxyphenylpyruvate reductase. The transcript has 2 exons. Lineage: Eukaryota; Viridiplantae; Streptophyta; Magnoliopsida; Poales; Poaceae. Gene Ontology annotation, molecular function: glyoxylate reductase (NADPH) activity; NAD binding; hydroxypyruvate reductase [NAD(P)H] activity. Gene Ontology annotation, cellular component: cytosol. The coding region runs from base 121 to 1071 and encodes 316 amino acids. The record is from RefSeq and is a predicted model, not a curated record.
UAGACGUCAGCAUUUCCCCAAUACUCGCUCACCCACCAAGGAGCCCACCCACCACACAACAAUCAGCCGCUCCCGGCCACACUCCUGCCGCCCUCGGUGCUCGCGGCGGCGACGGCGAUAAUGGAAUCCCUGGGCGUCCUGCUGCUGCACCCCAUGAACGCCUACCUGGAGCAGGAGCUCGAUCGCCGCUUCCGCCUCCUCCGCCUUUGGGAGUCCCCGCCCGACAGCCGCGCCGACUUCCUCCGCGCCAAUGCAUCCGCCAUCCGCGCCGUCGUCGGGAACGCCGGCUACAACGCCGACGCGGCCCUCAUCGACGCCCUCCCGUCCCUCGAGAUCGUCGCGUCCUUCUCCGUCGGAAUCGACCGCGUUGACCUCGCCAAGUGCCGCGAGCGCGGGAUCCGCGUCACCAACACCCCGGACGUCCUCACCGACGACGUCGCCGACCUCGCCGUCGGCCUCGCCAUCGCCGCGCUCCGCAGGAUCCCGCAGGCCGACCGCUAUGUUCGCGCUGGCUUGUGGAAGGCCAAGGGCGACUACACACUCACCACUCGGUUCAGUGGUAAAAGAGUUGGUAUUCUUGGGCUUGGCAGGAUAGGCUUAGCUAUAGCAAAAAGAGCUGAGGCAUUUGGUUGCUCAAUCAGCUACCAUUCAAGAUCAGAGAAGCCAUUUCCAAACUACAGGUUCUUUACAAAUGUUGUUGACCUGGCAGCCAAUUGUGACGUGCUUGUUGUAGCAUGCUCGCUUAAUGCAGAGACCCAUCAUAUUGUCAGUCGUAAGGUCAUGGUUGCACUAGGACCGGAGGGUGUGCUCAUAAACAUUGGCCGUGGAGCACACGUGGAUGAACCAGAGCUUGUGUCUGCUCUUCUUGCGAAACAGUUGGGAGCAGCAGGCCUUGAUGUUUUUGAGCACGAGCCCUUUGCUCCAGAGCAACUUUUUGGUUUAGAUAAUGUUGUUUUGGUCCCUCAUAUAGGAAGUGAUACAGAAGAGACAUGCAUGGCAAUGGCUGAUCUGGUUCUAAAGAAUUUGGAGGCACAUGCUUUGAAUAAGCCCUUACUCACCCCAGUCAUCUGAUUGUUACUGGGAUUCUGGGAUGUGUUAAACGUGCACACUCUGUAACCCAAACUCUUAGUUUGCUAUGUCUAGUUUAUCACCGCAGCAUCAUCCCGGCAUGUUAUUCUUUCUGUAAGACAUCAUGUUAUGGCUGCUAUGCAAUACCCAUGAUAAAUAAGACAUCAUGCUAUGCUACAUAUUUUCAGAGAUA